Messenger RNA from Drosophila eugracilis, 1211 nucleotides. RefSeq lists its product as uncharacterized. Gene Ontology annotation, molecular function: muscle alpha-actinin binding; actin binding. The record is from RefSeq and is a predicted model, not a curated record. NCBI's taxonomy places the organism in Eukaryota, Metazoa, Arthropoda, Insecta, Diptera, Drosophilidae. Gene Ontology annotation, cellular component: filamentous actin; adherens junction; Z disc. The transcript is spliced from 2 exons. Gene Ontology annotation, biological process: actin cytoskeleton organization; muscle structure development. The coding region runs from base 84 to 752 and encodes 222 amino acids.
ACGUCAGACGAUAAAGUACCUCCCGUCCGGUUCUACUGCCAGUUUCCAAGAAGGGGUCCACACUCACUGUUGAGAUCAGCACAAUGUUCGACUCAAAGAUUAGGGUGCCCAAGUACGACUCGGAGGCGUUCGACAAUGUCGAGUACGAGCUGCAGAUGACGUACACCCUGGAAACGGAUCGCAGGAUCAUGAGCUUCUACGAUGCCAUGUGGGGCAUGGAGGUGUCCGGCGGUAUUGAUCAAUUCGAACCGCUGACCAUUCUCAAUGUGUCACCCACGGGAUUGGCAAAGAGAGGCGGAAUGCGAGUGGGUGAUGAGAUCACGCAGAUCAACGAUGUGCCAGCUCUGGAGAUGACCUUUAAUGAGGCUUUGCAAAUGUUCCGGAAGAAUUCGCGUUACGUUCGCGUUUAUGUGAGGGGCGAUGAUGAUGCCCCCGGCGAGGAGGAUUGGACCUGCGAUUGCUGGUUCAAGCCCAGGAAGCCCUGGCGACGCGAUUUCACACCCAUUCAGUGGACCUUCCCCUGGAACGAUCGUCGUAAGCCCGUCUACAAGGAGUCCAACUGCUUCAUGGUGCCUAGUAAAAUGGAGGAGAAGAUUCGGGCGAGGCGUGCUGUCACCUCAGCUGUCCACAAGAAGGACGAACUGGCUCCACACACUCGCUCCCUGACGCCUACUCCUAGGCCCAAGAAUCAACCUGGUCCAAAUCUUCUAGAGACUGUGCUUAGACCACGUGGACCACCGCCAAGGGAUUAGGAUUGCGAUUUGAUCCGUAAAAUGAAGCUGGCCAAGUCAUAUGGUUUUGCAGGCAGUGCUGAAUCCGCUGCAGUGUAUCUAGACCGUUGAGGAUUAGUUACUUAUAAAGAAGGCAGGCAAUGGAAGUGCCUCAAAAUAGCUGGGAAAAGAUUUUGAAGAAUGUUCUUAUGAGAACAGUGUCUUAAUCCUGCCCAGAAUUCAGCGGUUCAUUUAGUUUAUGGAGAAAUUUUAUAUUAAACCAUAACUGGCAGGCAUUUAACUUUUGAAGUGCCUUGGCUUGGAAAAUUGUUCUGAGAGAACUUUGUCCUAAUGCUGCCUAGAAAAGCUAAUAUAGUAGAUAAAUGAAACUUCUAGAAACUGAUUUCGAAGAUUAUUUUAAAAGAAUAUUGUCGAAAUAUAAACUUUUAACUAGGAAUGUGUUAGAUGAAGUUAAUAAACCAAAACUAGUUCUGAAUUUAA